GUGGAAAUCCAAUCAAGCCAUAUACGAGUGAAGCGUGCUUGGCCGUUUUGUGCAAAAGGACCCAGUAGCCUCACCUACUAAAGCUUCCAUUUGCUGGAACUGGGCAUCCACCCAUCCCUGCCAAGUCUUGAGAGGACUCAACUCCAGGAAGGCUUCCUGCCAGGCCCCGAGGUGGUACUUUCAUGCUCACAGCCACCAUCACCCAGCGCAUGCAAGUUGGUUUCAAGCUAUCCAAAACAUCAACAGCUUCUGGGUGAUUCCAAGGAUUAAAGAGUUUGUGGGUUGCUAUGUUAAUGCUGCUUGCCUUUGGACUAUUGCUUCAUGAAGUCCCUCUGAGUGGUCAAGAUGAGGCUCAUUCUGAGGCUGACAGUGUGCCAGGCAAAGCCCUGUAUGACUACUCCAGCCUCCGCCUCCCAGAGAAGCACAUUCCCUUCUUCUUGCACAAUAACAGGCAUAUUGCCUCUGUCUGCAAGGAGGAUUCCCAUUGUCCAUAUAAGAAACAUCUAGAACAUCUAAACUACUGCUGGGGCUAUGAGAAAUCCUGCAAACCAGAGUUUCGAUUUGGCUACCCUGUUUGCAGCUAUGUCGACAUGGGAUGGACAGACACUUUGGAGUCAGCUGAGGACAUGUUCUGGAGACAAGCUGACUUUGGAUAUGCCCGAGAGCGGCUGGAGGAGAUUCGCACACUCUGCCAGCCAGAGAGAACGAGCGACUCAAGUCUGGUUUGUUCCCGGUACCUUCAGUAUUGCAGAGCUACUGGUCUGUACCUGGACUUAAGAAAUGUCAAGAGGAACCAUGACAGAUUCAAGGAAGAUUUUCUUCAGAGUGGUGAAAUUGGAGGACACUGUAAACUGGACAGUCAUGCCCUGAUGUCUGAAGGUCAGCGCAAAAGCCCUCUGCAGUCUUGGUUUGCUGAACUACAAGGCUAUACUCAGCUCAAUUUCAGACCUAUAGAAGAUGCUAAAUGUGACCUCGUUGUCGAAAAACCAACAUAUUUCAUGAAAUUAGAUGCAGGUGUUAACAUGUACCAUCACUUUUGUGAUUUCCUCAACCUCUACAUCACUCAGCAUGUGAACAACUCUUUCAGUACAGACGUGUACGUCGUGAUGUGGGACACCAGCUCUUAUGGAUAUGGUGACCUGUUCUCCGAUACCUGGAAAGCAUUUACUGAUUAUGACGUCAUACAUUUGAAAAACUACGAUUCCAAAAAGGUGUGCUUUAAAGAAGCUGUGUUUUCGUUGCUGCCCCGCAUGCGGUACGGGCUGUUCUAUAACACUCCGCUGAUCUCUGGCUGUCAGAAUACUGGGUUAUUCAGGGCCUUCUCCCAGCAUGUGCUGCAUAGGCUGAACAUCACUCAAGAGGGACCCAAGGAUGGGAAAGUUCGAGUUACCAUUCUUGCACGCAGUACAGAAUACCGGAAAAUACUGAACCAAAACGAGCUGGUAAAUGCACUGAAAACCGUAUCCACAUUUGAAGUUCGGAUUGUUGAUUACAAGUACAGAGAACUCGGGUUUUUGGAUCAGCUGAGGAUCACACACAACACGGACAUAUUUAUAGGCAUGCAUGGAGCUGGCCUUACCCAUUUACUUUUCCUCCCAGACUGGGCUGCUGUAUUCGAGCUGUACAACUGUGAAGAUGAGCGCUGUUACUUAGAUCUGGCCAGGCUCAGAGGUGUCCACUACAUCACCUGGAGGAAGUCCAACAAGGUGUUUCCUCAAGAUAAGGGGCACCACCCGACGCUGGGAGAACACCCGAAGUUUACCAAUUACUCUUUUGAUGUAGAAGAAUUCAUGUACCUUGUCCUUCAGGCUGCAGAGCACGUAUUACAACAUCCACAGUGGCCGUUUAAGAAGAAACAUGAUGAACUGUAGAAAUGUUGAGUUUGUUUACAAGAAGACAGUGUUUAAAUGCUCUCACAUCCAGACUCACAAUCGAAGGAGCAGAACAACCUGUCAUAGCCUACUGUAAGAUGAAACAUGACUUUUGACUUUUGAAUAUAGCUCAGGUUGGCCUUGAAUUAACAACCCUCUGAACCUCCUGAGUGCUGGAAUUACAGAUGUGUGCUACCGUGCCUGUCUACAAAAUUGCUUUUUCUAUAAGGAAACACGCUUUCAGGAUAUUUUGUCUUCAAGAUUUCCAUGUGUUUGUUGUGUCAUUGCUAUUUGCCAAUAGCAAUUGUAUUUUUGCACUGAAAAAAGUUACUUUUAUAGUUCGCAGUUGGGCAGGUGCCCAUUAGUAUAGCAGAGCUUUCCUAUUGGGAUACCAAAGUUGUCAACUUAAGCAGCUUUAGAAUUUGUAAGUGUGUUUGUUAACUAUAAUGUGAUUGUAAUUCCAGAAUGUUCCACCUUGUUGUUUAUAUACUUGGAUGAAUUCAAAACUGGUUUCAUAUUUGCCAUUGUCUGUUCAUAAUUACGGUUGUAGGGCCUGGAGACAUGGCUCAGUUUAGAAUGCUGGCCUUGCAUGUAAGGGGCCCUGAGUUCAAUCCCUUCCAACACGCAUGCUCACACACAUGCACAUACACACACCAGCGAAAGUCUGUGAUUCUCAGGACUAAGCUAUAGGACUGAGCUACAGACCAGUAUUUAGUCAGCUCCAGGUUACGUGCAUCAAGAACCCGAAUCAGUCGUGCCAUUGUCUUCAUUCGUGUUCACAUAGCUCAUUUCCAUCACGUUCUCCCCAAAUGUAAUGGCAGUGUUGAUAAUGAGAACACAUUGGAGAAUCCUGCAGUACCAUCUCUGCAGACCCAUCAGCCAUGAGAACAUUCAUGUUGACUUGCCAUGAAGGCUUCGUUUCCAUCAGGCAAGCUUGUGUAAGCACAUACAGCUGUGUGCAUCUACCUCUGGCAGGGUGACAGUAACCCUAAUGUUUGUAAAAACUGCAAAGUGGCCACAUGAAGAGACUCUUUCCCUAUUAAAAAAAGAAAAGAAAGACCACUAAAAAAACAGUAGCUGGUCAUUGGUGGUGCAUGCCUUUAAUCCCAACACUCUGGAGGCAGAGGCAGGCGGAUCUCUGUGAGUUGGAGGCCAGCCUGGUCUACAGAGUGAGUUUCAGGACAGCCUCCAAAACAAUAGAGAGAAACCCUGUCUCAAACAAACAAACAAACAAACAAACAACAACAAAAAAUACCCAAAACAGUAGAGCUGCGAAUUACCCAAUCAAAACAAAAGCCCUAAGAAAGAGGCACUGAUUAAGUCUGAACUGCAGGCUUGAACAGCAGGCUUGAACAGCAGGCUUGUCCUUGAACGGCUUCACGUCUCACUGCUGAUGAGCAUCCAGCUCUGCAGUCAGAAACCAUGGGUUUGUUCCACUGUACAGCCUGACACUUGCAUCUUAUUAACAUUUGAGUCGGCUAUCACAGAUGCUACUUUUAGUUUUUACAGUGGACAAAACAAAUCAUAGCCAAGGAUUUUACUUUUAAAUUUUAGAGACAUAACCCCCCCCAAAAAAAGUCCCCAAACUUCUCAGAAGUUUGCUGCCUUUGGCUUUCAGGGCUUGGUAACUGAGUUGUAGUCUUUAUUGAAAUAUUAAAGAAAAAGAUGACCCGCUGUAGGCGAGACCUCUGCUUGGGUUUUAAGAUUGUCUGGAAAGAAUUGUAACAUUGGGAACUUUUUAAUGAUAGGGUUGCUGCUGUUCUUUGUGUGUAGUUCUAUGUGAGCGGUAGGGGUGAGAGUGUUGUACAGGAAAGGGACUGUAGGGAGCGCAUUGUCUGAGUCAUCAGGGCCCCUGGGAAGCCAUUUGAAUUUUCAUCCUGUUACCUCAUUUCAGCAGCACAGGGACCUGUGAUUCCACAGACUACUGGGGACUUCAUGACUGAGAGCAAUUUCAUAAUAAAGCUGUAUUUGAAGAUUUUGUAUUUAGACAGAACAUACUUUAUAUAAAUAAGGAAGUCAUUUAAAAUUUUAAUUAUGGGACUGACUUGUAUCAAUUUUUUGUGGGAGCAGAAGAUCUUCAAAUUGUUGUAAAAUUGUAAAUGUAGACAUGACUCUUUUUAUUGUUUGUAAGGAGAUGCAUGGCUUCGGAAUAAAGCUUUAUAUUUCAUUUAAA
Mesocricetus auratus (golden hamster) is the source of this 4044-nucleotide messenger RNA. It is a transcript of the gene Eogt, whose product is annotated as EGF domain specific O-linked N-acetylglucosamine transferase. The transcript has 17 exons. The record is from RefSeq and is a predicted model, not a curated record. Gene Ontology annotation, cellular component: endoplasmic reticulum lumen. NCBI's taxonomy places the organism in Eukaryota, Metazoa, Chordata, Mammalia, Rodentia, Cricetidae. The coding region runs from base 288 to 1871 and encodes 527 amino acids. Gene Ontology annotation, molecular function: protein N-acetylglucosaminyltransferase activity.